Molecule: messenger RNA, 1355 nt
Organism: Ornithorhynchus anatinus (platypus)
Lineage: Eukaryota; Metazoa; Chordata; Mammalia; Monotremata; Ornithorhynchidae
Product: interleukin-1 beta
Exons: 7
Coding region: 1-963 (320 amino acids)
Biological process (GO): inflammatory response; immune response; positive regulation of gene expression
Molecular function (GO): cytokine activity; interleukin-1 receptor binding
Source: RefSeq, a predicted model, not a curated record
AUGCCAGCCUACGGGGAACAAGACAGUUCCAGAGAGGUGGAGGAGACAGACGACAAGAAAACUAAGAGACAACCAGGUUUGGAAUCAACCAUGGCCAGAGUACCAGACCAGUCCAGGGACCUGAUGGAGUGCUACAGUGGAGAUGGAGAAGACCAGUUCUAUGAAGUCGACGGUCCCAGUCAAAUAAAGAGUGGUUUCCAGGACCUGAAGGCAAGGACAUGCCAAGAGACAAGAAUCCAUAAGGAGGACAAAUGCUCACCAUGCCAGAUGGGCAUCGAGCUGAAGGUCACAGAACUCCCCUCCAGCCACGGCUUCCGCAAGGCGGUGGUCCUCGUUGUCGCCGUGGAGAGGAUAAAGAGACAGGCGGUGUCCUACAACACGUCCUUUAUGGACAGGGACCUGAUGGACAUCUUCACCUCUAUCUUCAAGGAAGAACCCAUCUCCUGUUCGACGUGGGAACAGACCUUGGUGACCGACUCACUCUACCACUACUUGAGAUGCCAGGAGGUCACCAUCUGGGAUGAGGAGCACAAGAGCUUCACCCUGAACACCAUGGCUAAUCCCUGCGAGCUGAGAGCGCUGCACCUCAUAGGUGCUAACGCUACCCAAGAAGUGAAGUUAAACAUGAACUUCUACUACAAGACAGAGCGCCUGGCAGGUCCCACAGUGAAGCAGCCCGUGACUUUGGGGAUCAAGGGGGGAAACCCAGGGAACCUGUACCUGUCUUGUGUGAAGAAAGGCGGCAAGCCCACUCUGCAGCUGGAGGUGGUCAACAAGAGCGACCUUUUGGGGAAGAAUCAGGAGCGCUUCAUCUUCAAUAAGUCCACCGAGGGGACGUCCACCACCUUCGAAUCGGCCGCCUACCCCGACUGGUACAUCAGCACCUCCCGGGAGGAGGACGAGCCAGUCUUCCUGGGGGCCAGCAAGGGGGAGGAGGCCAUCACCAAUUUCUUCCUGCACUAGAUCCGAACCCGAAUCAGCAACUACUGGUUUCCAGCCGAACGUCUGUAUGUACCACGUACACCAUAGGGGGCGGUACCUUAGUUAGAGGGGAGAUGAGGAGGUUCCCUGAGCUCAUGUCAUACAUGCGGCUCGUGUCGAAGCCCCAUUUAUUUAUUUAUUUAUUUAAUUUGCUGAAGGAGGAGACCUCCUGGAACCCCCGGUGUGGGGGAGCGAGGACCCGGCGCCCCGGAGGUGCCCCUUGAUGUUAUUUUUUUUCUAACUUAUUGCAACUAAUUUAAUAUUCUUUGUAUAUAACGCCUUUCUUAAAGUGGAGGCUACUGAUAUGAAAUUGGGGACUCAGCUGUGCUGUUGUUGGUUUAAUGCAUCACUAAUAAACUUUGGCUCAAAACGGA